CAGGCCUCAGCUGUGGACUCAUCCUCCUCUCCGGUGGCUCUAUUGGCGCUGGCCCCACAAGGGUGGGCUCCAUUGGCUGUCCAGCUGGUAGUGACGUCCCUUGGAGCCUGGUGGCAGCUGGAGGUAAACAACCAUGUGCUAGCCUCCACUCUAUAUUUAAACAGCGGCUGCGGAGAAAGCAGGGAGGCCGGCCACGGUGGUGGCCCUUGUCUUCAGGAAGAAAGGCCUUCUCAGGGUGAGUGAGGUCACCAUGCCAGCUUCCCAGAGCCGAGCCCGUGCCCGGGACCGUAACAAUGUCCUCAAUCGGGCUGAGUUCUUAUCUCUGAACCAGCCCCCCAAGGGGACCCCAGAGUCCCGCAGCUCCAGCAGGAAGGCCUCAGGGCCCUCCACACAGCCCCCACCCACAGGUGAUGGGGCCCGGGAGCGACGCCAGUCCCAGCAGCUGCCAGAGGAGGACUGCAUGCAGCUGAAUCCCUCCUUCAAGGGCAUCGCCUUCAACUCCCUACUGGCCAUCGACAUCUGCAUGUCCAAGCGUCUGGGGGUGUGCGCCGGCCGGGCCACCUCCUGGGCCAGUGCCCGCUCCAUGAUCAAGCUCAUCGGCAUCACGGGCCAUGGCAUCCCCUGGAUCGGGGGUACCAUUCUCUGCCUGGUUAAGAGCAGCACGCUGGCUGGCCAGGAGGUGCUCAUGAACCUUCUCCUAGCCCUGCUCCUGGACAUCAUGACGGUGGCCGGAGUGCAGAAGCUCAUCAAGAGACGUGGCCCGUACGAGACGAGCCCCGGGAUGCUGGACUACCUCACCAUGGACAUCUACGCCUUUCCUGCUGGCCAUGCCAGCCGCGCUGCCAUGGUAUCCAAGUUCUUCCUGAGCCACCUGGUGCUGGCAGUGCCCUUGCGCAUACUGCUGGUGCUCUGGGCCUUCUGCGUGGGCCUGUCGCGUGUGAUGAUCGGACGUCACCACAUCACGGACGUCAUCUCCGGCUUCAUCAUAGGCUACUUCCAGUUCCGCCUGGUGGAGCUCAUGUGGAUGUCCUCCAACACCUGCCAGAUGCUAAUCUCUGCCUGGUGAGCUGCCACUUAACAAGUGCCCAGAGAGGGGCAGGAAGGGACGGACUUGAAUGUGCGAUCACACCUUGAGUCAGUGCCCCGGUCUCAGGCAGAGGCUAGUGAGCCUCAACAGUCCCUUCACUUGGCCCCUGGGCAUUCUCUGAGGCCACCAAGCCUACCCAUGGGGGUAGUCCUACUUGGCCUCCAUCUCCAGAGAUAAUGGGUGAAAAGAGAUGGUGGAGACUUCUCUGGUCCCUUUAUUAUCAUGACUGUUGUACUCUGGACUGUGCCCACCACACUUCAGUACUGAUGCCUAACAAAAUACUACCACCUCCCACACCACACAGGAGCCAUUGCCACCAAGAAUUACCAGUAGCUUAGAGCAGCACUUUCCAAAGGGUCCCCAUGGGACUCCAGCCUGCAAGAUGCUUCCUGGUGAGAAGGGAGAAAAAAAAAAAGGCUUUUGCGGUCCAACACAUUUGGGAUGUGCUGCACACUGCAUUCUGGAACAUUCACAAGGGCUCUGACUGCUGCAAAGGCUCUGGCAAGGCCUGUAGAAUAGUUGGCUUAACUGGUUUAACUUCAUAUUUCUUAAACUUAUUCAACCACAGGACCUUUUUCUCUGAGGAAUAGCUAUUAACUCGCCAAGAACCUCGGGGAUUUGGGGAGCUGCUGCCUUGGAGCCAAAGGGCCUGGGGCAUGAGCUGGCUUCUCCCAACACCCGGUCUGGGAACCUGGGAAGAGCAGGCACCCGUACCACACGCCACAGAAGGCAAGAAGGUGCCAGCCAUAGCUGUGGGCGUUGGUGCGGGUUUGGCCCCCAGGGGCCGGACUUUGUGUGACCUAAUAGGUCGUUUCCAAAUCAACCAUUUUUGGAUAUGCAUUUCAUGUGACAAUACAGUGAUAUGCAAAGGGA
Molecule: messenger RNA, 1960 nt
Organism: Jaculus jaculus (lesser Egyptian jerboa)
Lineage: Eukaryota; Metazoa; Chordata; Mammalia; Rodentia; Dipodidae
Gene: Plpp7
Product: phospholipid phosphatase 7 (inactive)
Exons: 2
Coding region: 251-1066 (271 amino acids)
Cellular component (GO): nuclear envelope
Molecular function (GO): sphingosine-1-phosphate phosphatase activity
Source: RefSeq, a predicted model, not a curated record